AUGUUUCGUCUUGAUGAUCCUGAAAAUUCUCUACGUGUUGUACCGCAUAUUGCACCAGGUCAAACUUGGGUAACACUUUUUAAUGCUCCAUCGAAUGGUGUAAUUGGUGCUCGAAUUCGUAUUGAAACUGAACGUUAUUUAGGACCAACAAGUCUAGUGACCGAAUUUCAAACAAGAGAAGGUCGUCCAGGUCCAGUGACUAAUUUCCGUGGUGUACCAUUUGCUGGUAAUGGAAUUUUUCUCUUUUGGGAUCCUCCUGAUGAACCAAAUGGUUUUAUAAUUGGCUAUCAAAUUGAUUAUAGAACUAUUGAAAGUAUUGUUGCUCAACCGGGUCUUGAUCAGCCAUCAAUAAUAAUUCAAGAUCCUAAUCAACGAAGUUAUCUCAUUGGUGGACUUAAACCAAAUACAAAAUAUCGUGUUCAAGCACGAGCACGUACUAUAGUUGGUCUUUCAACAAGUCCAGCUAUGAUUGAACUUACAACAAAUUACAGUCUUGUGCCAUCAAAACCAAAAUUUUUUGUUUCAUACCGAGGAACAACAUUCUUUAAUGUUUCAUUUGAUCCAACCAUAAUGACCAUUCCUGGUAGUCUUUAUUAUGUACAAUAUAAAGAAGAUGAAAGAGAUGGUGAAUCUAUAUUUAAAAGAACAUAUGUUGUAUCAAAUGAUCGAACUAUUAUUGUUAGUCCACUUGAACCAGGUAAAACAUAUAUAACAAUAUUAGUUGCUGGUGAUGGUAUACGUGCUGAAACAAAAAGUGAUCGUCAAUUAGUUUCAACAUUGGGCAAAGAUCGUCGUCCACGAUUUAGUGAUGCACCUUGGUUUAUUGGUCUUCUUAUUUCAUUAAUUAUUUUAGUGAUUGUUCUUAUUGCGGUUUGUGUUCUUAUGACACGUAAAGGUGGAAAAUAUCCAGAACAAGAUCUGAUACAUGGUGAUGACGAUGACAAAUUUACUGAUUAUAACCGAGCACCAAGUGAUCUUUCAAUGGGAGAAAUUGAUGAUGAAAAACGACGUACAUAUUUGGUAAAAUAUGGUGAAAGUGAUGGUGUUGCUAAUGAUGGUCAACAUGAUGAUCAAAAGAAUUUUUCAACUGCUGUAUAA
Molecule: messenger RNA, 1098 nt
Organism: Rotaria sp. Silwood1
Lineage: Eukaryota; Metazoa; Rotifera; Eurotatoria; Philodinida; Philodinidae
Source: the annotation of a GenBank genome assembly